GGAGGCGGCGCCGCGGCCGCGCGUUCCGGCCAGCCCGUCCCGAAGGCCGCCAUCAGCCAUGGCGGCGGUGCGCGCUCUGCUCCCGCUGCUCUGCAUCGCCCUGCUGCUCACCGCCCGCGCCGCCGCCCAGGAGGAGGAGGAUGGCGUCCUGGUGCUGCGCGCCGCCUCCUUCGAGCAGGCGCUGGCCGAGCACCGAUACCUGCUCGUCGAGUUCUACGCCCCGUGGUGCGGGCACUGCAAAGCGCUGGCGCCCGAGUACGCGAAGGCGGCGGCGAAGCUGAAGGCGGAGGGCUCGGAAAUCCGGCUGGCCAAGGUGGACGCCACGGAGGAGUCGGAGCUGGCGCAGCAGUUCGGCGUGCGCGGGUAUCCCACCAUCAAGUUCUUCAAGAACGGCGACAAAGCUGCGCCCAAGGAGUACACGGCUGGCAGGGAGGCAGACGACAUCGUCAGCUGGCUGAAGAAGCGCACGGGCCCAGCUGCUGCCACCCUGGCUGAUGUGGCUGCUGCCGAGGCACUGGUGGACUCCAGUGAAGUGGUGGUGAUUGGUUUCUUCAAGGAUUCAACAUCAGAGGCAGCAAAGGAGUUCCUGCUGGCAGCAGAAGCUGUGGAUGAUAUUCCUUUUGGGAUUUCCUCCAGUGCUGAUGUCUUCACCAAGUACCAGAUUAGUAAGGAUGGUGUCAUCCUCUUCAAGAAGUUUGAUGAAGGCCAGAACAACUUUGAAGGGGAUCUCACAAAAGAUAAUCUGCUGAACUUCAUCAAGUCUAAUUCAUUGCCUCUGGUCAUAGAGUUCACUGAGCAGACUGCUCCUAAAAUAUUUGGAGGAGAGAUCAAGACUCAUAUUCUGCUUUUCCUACCAAAAAGUGUGUCUGACUAUCAAGGGAAGCUGGACAACUUCAAGAGUGCAGCUGGGAACUUCAAAGGGAAGAUCCUGUUCAUCUUCAUAGACAGUGACCACAGUGACAACCAGAGGAUUUUGGAGUUCUUUGGCCUGAAGAAGGAAGAGUGCCCAGCUGUACGUCUGAUCACCCUGGAGGAAGAAAUGACCAAAUACAAACCUGAAUCCAAUGAGCUCACAGCAGACAAGAUCAAAGAGUUCUGUAACAAAUUCCUGGCAGGCCAGAUCAAGCCCCACCUAAUGAGUCAAGAUCUUCCUGAAGACUGGGACAAGCAGCCUGUCAAAGUUCUGGUUGGGAAGAACUUCGAAGAAGUUGCUUUUGAUGAGAAUAAGAAUGUUUUUGUGGAGUUCUAUGCCCCGUGGUGUGGUCACUGCAAGCAGCUGGCCCCAAUCUGGGACAAGCUGGGAGAAACCUACAGGGACCACGAGAACAUUGUCAUUGCCAAGAUGGACUCGACGGCUAAUGAAGUGGAGGCAGUGAAAAUCCACAGCUUCCCCACACUCAAGUUCUUCCCUGCAGGCUCUGGCAGAAAUGUAAUUGACUAUAAUGGGGAGAGGACACUAGAAGGCUUCAAAAAAUUCCUGGAGAGCGGAGGUCAGGAUGGGGCAGCAGCUGAUGACGAUCUCGAGGACCUGGAGACGGAUGAAGAAACUGAACUUGAGGAAGGUGAUGAGGAUGAGCAGAAACUCCAAAAGGAUGAAUUGUAAAGAGAAGACUGAUCUACAUCACCCAAAAAAUCAGACACUAAAUUGGCUGCUGUGAUGCAGCCCAGUGAGUCAGAAACCCAUUAAGAUUUAAAGCAGAAGGUAAAUGACUGGAAAUCCAGGGAUUGGCUUCUAAAGUAACACUUUACCCUCA
Molecule: messenger RNA, 1754 nt
Organism: Passer domesticus (house sparrow)
Lineage: Eukaryota; Metazoa; Chordata; Aves; Passeriformes; Passeridae
Gene: P4HB
Product: prolyl 4-hydroxylase subunit beta
Exons: 11
Coding region: 59-1603 (514 amino acids)
Biological process (GO): response to endoplasmic reticulum stress; protein folding
Cellular component (GO): external side of plasma membrane; endoplasmic reticulum
Molecular function (GO): protein disulfide isomerase activity
Source: RefSeq, a predicted model, not a curated record